AUGCACCGUCGCUGGCUGCUGUGUCUACUUCUAGCACAUACCGUCCUCGGUGAGUUUUUUUCUUUGCUGACCACUACCUACACUAACCUACUUUCUAACCUGCCUUACCAUCUCCGUCUUUACUCUCUCUGUCUCUUUUUUUCGUUGUUGGCUUAGAAGCUUGAAUAUCUUCGCUUUCAUGUUUUAUCCUUUAUUAUCCUUUCACUGCCAAAGUCGGAAGUGCGGAAAGCGGGUGCAAAAAGAGAGUGACUGCAAAAUGGCCGCUAGAAGGGUUGCAUUUUGCGCCUUAUUGAGCCUUUCUUUCUUGGUUUAUUGAAAAGCCUUGAAAAAGGGUGAAGAAAGUCUCGAUCAUUGAUAAUUUCCGACUUUAUUAAUGUUGCACAUUUUGGUUCAUACACAGUCAUAGGUGAAGAUUAUUCUCAAUUAAAAGAAAUUUUAGUUUCUAAAAAGGGUCUAAAAGGGGUGGAUGGAUGCCGAUAAAAAAAGGCUUUAAAAAGGAAACCGUUGCCACCCGUUUUUUAAUGGAUGCUUUUUGCACCCAUAACGGACGCUCGAAGGGCCCGUAAAUGAUCCUUCCGACUUUGCCUAUGUUGUUCUAAACACAGAUUCGAACUAACUAAGCUAGAGUAAUCGUCUCGAAGCUCUACCAGCUACCAUUUUCGACUCAUAAGAAGUCCAAAAACAUGCAAGAAAAUUUGAAAGCAAGUCGCUUUUUGAGUGAAGAUCUAGGAUGUUAGCUACCGUGGGGUAGUCAAAUUUUUGUCAUAUUCUUCACACUUUCUGGAUUUCCUCUCUUAACAUACAUUUCCUUUAAAGAAAUAUAUCUUGUUCAUGAAAAAAAGCAGGAACUGUGGCAAAAAACUGAGAAACGUUUCUCAAAAAGUGCUUUCUGUUCAUUAUUUUUGAUUAUUUUUCUAUUUGUUUUAUUUAUUUUUUGCCGUUAAAAGUUACUUUCUUGGUCCUGUCAUUAAAGCUCUUUUCAAUCAUCUUCCCUAACCUUUCAAUCGCAACACUGAAAUACCGCGAAACCUUCUCUUUCCCGUGAUCCAAAAACCAUCGUUCCUAAUAAAGAUUUCGCCUUUCGGGAGAAUUCAGUUCUUGGGAACCAACUCGUGAAGCGAGACGCGUCGCUGAACUUUUGCUAUAAUCGAUUAGAAAAGCCUGGUCACUAGAUCAAGAUAUCACUACAAGAUGGCGAUGCACUUUCCUUCCAUUGCGCCAUUCAACUUUUGGUUUCUGUUUUAUGAAGUGACAAUCGAUAAAAAAAAGUUGCAGAUGACGUCUUCAAGAACCGUAUAAAACUGUUUUUUGGAAAAAAAAACUCAAAUUUUGCCAUUGCUGCUCUGAACCAUACGCUGGUGAGACCUGAAGAAGGGGAGGGGUCUUGGCAAAAUAACGAAAAAAAAUUUUCAGGGUGCGCGCCUGACGGCGCUAGUCCGAUCUUAUAAAAAAGUCAAAAAUUCAUUUUAUAAAGUUCAAUUGAUUAGCAGAAGCGACUUUUUUUUUCUUAGUUAAAAGUGAUCGAAAAAAAAAAGAAAUUUCACAUCUUCCUGCGUCAGCCUGUAGUUCGAUCAAAUAACAGCUGUCGUCAGUCAUUCUCAUCCCAUGUAUGCUCUGAACUUUUUUUGACACGAAGAUCGGACGAAAAAACUUUCAAAAUUUUCAAAAUGAUCAUUACUGAUGCUGCAUAAGUCUGAUCCCAAAGGAAAACAUAGUUCCAAGGGGAAAAGGCCAAACAAAAAGGUUCCAGGAGACGAUGGGACGGUGGAAUCGACGACGGAGCCAGACUGGGCUCCGACCGGAAAGCUCAACCAGUUCGCCGGCUUUGGAACGCCACGGCCGCAGUUACUACCGGCCCACGCUCAAAUGGGUUAGUCCAAAAGUCGAAGGAGAGAAGCUCGAAAACGGCUAACACGCAAUCUCUAACAUUUUUUAUGCACUGGAAUUGGGUCGUUCCAGCUCAGCUUUCGAAAAAGAGAGAGAGUAGUGCUUUUACGUCUCGGCAGAUUUUUUCGAAACCACGGGACUUUAGAAUUAGAAAUCUACUUUGGAAUUUGAGUGGUACCCACAGGGGUUAGGGGGGAAAAAGCCCUAUAUGGACCGAAAACGUGUCCCCUAUCGGGGUAAAAUCAAGGUGGUCCCUAUAGGGGUUUUGGGUCCGACCCCUUAGCCCCAAAAACUCAAUUGGACCCUUUAGGGGUCGUUCAAUUUUAUUCAAAAGGUUAUUUUUUAAGUUUUUCGCAUGAAAAUGCUUCUUCGUCUAGAGCUCAUAAAAAUUAUCGACUAGCUUUUCCUCUAUAGGGACCACUUUGCAAGCUUUAUUGUCUUCUAUAGGGGUUGGUGAUUUAAUCCCUAGAGAGAACCCUCUAAGAGCCCCUAAGUUGCCACUAUAGGGACCACUCUGGAGUUCCUAAGUACAAUUGAUUUUAAAUUGUAUCAGGGCGAUCUUCGGUUUUGAGAAAAGGAUAGUAUUAUAUUGAUUCGAUUAUUCAAUUAUAACUUAAAAUUAAUUUUUCCCAAUCAGCACUUUUCUCUAUAAAACCCAUUCACAUCUGGUAACACCUCGUUCCAUCUUUUUUAAACGCAUUUCCCCUAAAAUCAUCAAGCUUAAAUAUGUCUUUUUCUAGUGAAAAUAUGACACUUUCCAGCGUAGAUCAAGACUUUCAAAUCAAAUUUUCAAUGUACUUCUUCUUAUAUUUGCCAACCUUAAUAGAAAAAAGGAGUUUUGCAGUGUGGGCGUCCGUGUGGGCGGCAUGGUCUUCCUGGUCAUUUUGCGCCGGCGGAGAAAGGAUCCGCGUCCGCGCCUGCAACACCAUCCGCGGUUUCCGCUGCCUGGGUCCCAACCAAGUAAAGCGUUAUUCCAUUCAGCAGCCUAUCCUCUGAAACACACUUCUUAUAUUGAAACUCAUAUCCUGUCGAAAAAACCAAAGUAACCUUCAGGAGACGCAGCCAUGCGAUGCGAGUGUCGUGCCGGCUCUGCCUCGCCGAAACUCCAUAUCCAACGAUUACGAUGUCUCGGACCCUUGGCAAGAAGACAGGUUUUACACUUAAGACUUCUGCUUGCCCAACCUCAGUGUUUCAGAAUCGAGGCUCUGCGACAACUUUACCCGGACGACUUGGCUGAUCAGGCGCCCAACAGCAAGUUUCAGGGAAAACAUCAGAAACUCCGAGCCGGUGAAGUUCCAAGUUCGAAAGUCCUGAAACGCCGAAAAAUGUGAUCGAAUAUUCAGAACUUACACCACCAAACCUAGUCUCUCAUGAGCUUCUGCACAGGCCAACCAACGACGCUGACGGCGCUCCGGGUUUGUUUUCCCCUAUUUCUUUAUUAUUUAUCUCCUAUCUAGGUUCUACGCCAGAGAGAAUAUUCGGCGCUAAGCAAUUUGCUGUGAAGACAGCAAGCGGCCGCAUCAAUCUUCCUUUACCAGUCCCCUCGGUUGAUCCUGAGGUUUCAUUGUUUGCUUUGGUUUUAUUCCAAUAGAAAACAGGCUCAGGAUUUCGGCGAUAUUACGAGAGAAGUGAAGCUCCCGGAGUCUCAAAAAAGCAAAGAGAGCUUUCGCCCUUUCCUCACACGGUAAGCGUCGUAUUAUACUUUCUUUUUUUCCUAGCGCUUGAGCAAAAAAUUUGUAUAUAGCCUGUGUACCACGACUUGAAAUUUCACCAAACGACAUUCCGCUGUGCGAACCUUGGUCGCGCUUCUUAUUUUUUUUUUUAUUAAGGUACUCUACUUUCAUGCGCUCCCACAGCAAUAACAAUAAAGAUUCGAAAAACUCUUCGCGAACGCGCGCAGCGGAACAUCGGAAUGCCAUUCGGUGAAAUUUCAAGUCGUGGCACACAGACUAUAUAAUCAGAAAUUUAUGUUUUCGUUCUAACUAUUAUCAACUUGGAAGAAUUAGGAAAUUUGACGAUUAUAAAGGUGAGAAGUAUUUAAAGAUUUUUUUGAUCCUCAUCAAAUUUCAUGAUUUGAUAAAUUAACUUAUCAAGCACUUGCUGACCAAGCUCUGAAACUCCCUCUUACAGAGCAGAUGACGUUGACGCACCCAGCAAGAAGGAUCUCCACGCCUCUCUCGCCACUGUAAGGAGCCUUAAAACUGUUUCAGAGCUUCAGAGACAUUUUCAGAAAGAGCUGACCGAGACUAAGGCUCUGGAUGAGCACAAGCACACGCCGAAGUUCGACAUGAAGGGACCCCAGUUCACUGGAAAACAAGUAGGACUUCAAAGAUUUGCUGUAACGCUAGGUCUCUCUGUUAACCACUGUGGGGCUACUAUCCAACAAGACGUAGCUGAAAACGUUUUUUCAGUUUACUGAAGACGUGUUUGGGAACAUAGACGACCUCACGCAAUUCAAUUUGGUAGACGACGACUCCAAGACAAAGAAGGAAGACUCCAGAAGCACCUUCGUAUCUAGCACGACAACUGAAGCGCCGAAGACGACGACGUCUGAAUUCAGUCCAACUCCAACCACAACGGCAAGCACGACAGCCGUCAGUCAGACUGUCGCCACUACAACGCAAAAAAUAAACCUUCCUCCUCAAAUCGUCACGCCAAAAACUCCAGUCUCAGAAGAUCUCUUCUUUGAGGUUGUCACACCGGCGACGUCAUCUCCGAAGUUUGUCAGCCUCGAACAUUCCUACAAUUCGUUUUUAAGUUUCAGCAUUGCUAUACCCUUGCAAAAUGAACCACCGAUGACAACAAAAUACGACAAGAAGAGGGAGAAAACGGUUAAAAGUGAGUUUUAACCUUCAAAAAACGUAAAAGUCUGAUGAAAAAGGGGGAACACCUCUUAAUUAUCUGAGGAAAAUCAGUCAAGUCCCUGGAAAAAAUCUUUUUUCAAGCCGUGUCUGGAAACAACUGAAAUUGAUUACAGAGGUGAAAAGUCUCAGCACUCUGCAUUUCGGCGAAGUUCCAUUGCCAUCACGAAAGGAGAAGGAGAAGGCUUUGCCGGUGAGGAAACAGAAAUUUUCCUUCUUUCCGUCCCAACCUGUAGUUCGUGUCUUUCAGGAACUGUCGGCGGACACUCUGAGCGCUUUGGACUGGAUGCUGAAGAACAUAACGCAAGCUGCCAAAAUGGCAGAGAAGAACGAACUUUCGGAAACGAGACACGGGUCAGUCAUCCUCGACAUUGGCUUUCUAUUCUGUACUUUAGAGAGGGAGUCACCUCCAGGAAGAGCGACCAAAGUCACGCCUCCGUCCAGCUCCUCAACACAGCCAAAGUACUUCGAAAGGUGAGUUUUUCUCACGGUUCACAACUCGGAACGUUUUCAGACGAAAAAACGGCGUGGAAUAAAGGGAGGAAAGAGAACGCGGAAUCCGAAAUUGCAUGACGGCGGGUUCGACUUCACGCCCAAAAUCAAAGCACAGGUCUUUUCUAUGGAUCACGCCUCGACAGAGAGCUCUCAUUAAACCAUUCAAAAAUACAAACUUUUCGCUCUAGAAUUCUCUUUAGACUCUCAAAAUGCUUCUCUUAGCUGAAAUUCGUUAAUAGAACCGAUUAUGAAACACUGCUUUUCGUUUCAAUGUGACGUCCUCUCAUGAUACAUCUCCAUUUCGUUUUCUGGGCUUUUCUUCAUCUCAUGUCUCUAAAACCGUAUAAAAAGAUGAUUAAGUUCCCACGGUUUCGAACGCGCGCGCACAAGCGACAGAAGAUAUUCGGCAUCAGAACGAUGUUGAGUAAAGAAAUAAACUUUCCAAACUCGGUAAGACCCAUUUCUCGAGCGUCAUCACAAAAUAAAGUAUUGCAGAACCAAUCAACUAUGACGCAGUUCGCAAUGAGCCCCGCGAGUCCCAAAAAACCAGCAGAUAGCGCGUCGAAGUUGGUGGAAGAGAUCAACGAGCUGCAGUCUUUAAUGGACGACAUCGACUCACGGAUAGAGUCCCGCAGCAGAGUAGUUCCACGAAGUUUCAGCAUUCAGCACGUAUCUGAAAACCUUGAGUACGGAGUAAAAAAACCCGAUUCAGGAGCACGACGAGCGCCAGUGA
Molecule: messenger RNA, 5976 nt
Organism: Caenorhabditis auriculariae
Lineage: Eukaryota; Metazoa; Nematoda; Chromadorea; Rhabditida; Rhabditidae
Source: the annotation of a GenBank genome assembly